CCCUUCGGCAUCGCAAAGCAGACCAAGUCGUCGCUCCUUCGGCUCUCCCUUCUCUGUCAUUCCUUUAUCGUUGGACCUCAACUUUUGUUGUCCAACCACACCAACUCUUGAUACUCCGAGGCUCCUAGACGGAAUCCUCAGCUUCAGCAGUGCUGUCGACCGCUCCCAGACUGGUUCUGAAUCACCACCGAUAGUCCGACUAUCCCAACGCGACACUCUAACCACUGCCACCAACCUCGAAACAUCCCACAAAGUUCACCUCAUUUUCGUCUCGUGCUUCUGUACCGUUCACCAUGAAGGCGUCUAUGUUCCUUGUCGGCGCUAGCGCCAUCCUGGCCUCGGCCAGCCCCAUCCGUGCUCCUCUCGAGAAGCGUCUCGUGAAGCGUGCUCUCACCACCGAGUGGGUCUAUGAGUAUGUUACCGUCACUGUCACUGAGGGCGAUGCCCCCGUGACCGAGAAGGCUGUUCCCACCGCCGUUGUCUUCCUCGAGGAGCCCUCGCAGCCUGCUCCCGAGCCCACCACCGAGGUCAAGAAGCCUGUGAGCCGCCGACCCAAGCAGCAGCCUACCACUACUAAGGUGGCUCCCGCCCCCAAGCCUACCUACGUCGAGCCUGAGCCUGAGCCCACGACGGAGAAGCCCUCGGUUGUCGUUGUCACCACCAAGCAGGAGCCCACCACCUCCAAGGAGGAGGCUAAGCCCGUCGCCACUGAGGAGUCUGGCAGCUCCAGCGGCUCCUACGACCUGUCCCUCGAGGGUGACUACACCUCCAUCAUGCUCAACUACCACAACAUCCACCGCGCCAACCACUCUGCUCCCGAUCUGAUCUGGGACGAUACCCUUGCCGGCUACGCUGAGAACACCGCCAACGGUUGCGUUUUCGAGCACGACAUGACGCAGGGCAACGGUGGCUACGGCCAGAACCUCGCCUCUUGGGGUGCUACUGGUGACAUCGAUGACAUGCAGAAGAAGUCCGCCGCUGGCGGUAUCACCAACCAGUGGUACAACAGUGAGAUGGGCAACUGGGCCUUCUACGGCCAGGAGAACCCCCCUGAUGGCAUGGACAUCCAGCUCUACGGCCACUUCACCCAGGUUGUCUGGAAGGACUCCACCAAGGUCGGCUGCGCCACUGUCAAGUGCCCUGCUGGCUCCGUCCUCCAGUACCCCUCUUGGUACACCGUCUGCAACUACAACCCUCAGGGCAACUUUGGCGGCCGCUACGGCGACAACGUCCUCCAGCCCAAGGGUGAGAAGCGCGUCACCGUCUAA
Fusarium vanettenii 77-13-4 is the source of this 1268-nucleotide messenger RNA. RefSeq lists its product as uncharacterized. NCBI's taxonomy places the organism in Eukaryota, Fungi, Ascomycota, Sordariomycetes, Hypocreales, Nectriaceae. The record is from RefSeq and is a predicted model, not a curated record. Gene Ontology annotation, cellular component: extracellular region. The coding region runs from base 294 to 1268 and encodes 324 amino acids. The transcript has 4 exons.